Molecule: messenger RNA, 642 nt
Organism: Wickerhamiella sorbophila
Lineage: Eukaryota; Fungi; Ascomycota; Dipodascomycetes; Dipodascales; Trichomonascaceae
Exons: 1
Coding region: 1-642 (213 amino acids)
Molecular function (GO): phosphatase activity
Source: RefSeq, a predicted model, not a curated record
AUGCUUCAAACUCCUGAAGGCUUCGGGUGUGUCGAGCCUGAAAUAUAUAGGGCUACGAGGGUCGAAGCAUCGAACUUUCUUUUCCUGUCCACCCUGAAUUUGAAUAUGAUCGUGUUUAUGAAUCCUGAGACGCCGUCAAAAGCCCUGCAAGAACUCGCAUCUGCAAAUCAAAUUCAGCUCGUUCAUACGGGAUUGCAACCCUGGAUGUCAGUUGACGAUUGGAAACUCACUAGCAAGGGAAUUCUACAAGAUACGCUCAAGUAUAUUCUCGAUGACCGGAACUCUCCAAUUUUGAUACUCGACACGUUCAACUUUUUUGUCGGUGUGCUGCGCAAGGUUCAGUGUUGGUCUUAUUCCUCUAUCAUAUCUGAGUACAAAAUGUACGCUGGUGCUGCGGCACAUUACAAAACAGAAACAUUUUUAGAAAUUCUGAAGGUAAGGUGUAUCGAGCACGAAGCCGUCGAUACUCGACAUCAUGACAGUGACCCACUUAUAACUUUGAGUGGGCAGGAUCACGAAAAUCCUACCUCGCGGACUAUACCAGGCCAGCUGGUAACUUUAGUACUCCCACCGUGGUCACACCUGCCCGAAUGGUUCCAGUAUCAGUGGAGGCUUGUUCACUCCAAGAAACUACCCCAGUGA